AUGAAAGUAGAGGAACUUAUUAUUGAUGGUUUCAAAUCGUAUGCCACUCGUACUGUUAUUUCAGGUUGGGAUGCACAAUUUAAUGCUAUUACAGGGUUAAAUGGUUCUGGAAAAUCCAAUAUUUUGGAUGCGAUUUGUUUCGUUUUAGGAAUCGCUUCAAUGUCAACAGUUAGAGCUUCCAAUUUACAAGAUUUAAUUUAUAAAAGAGGUCAAGCUGGUGUCACUAAGGCUAGUGUUACUAUUAUAUUCAACAAUAAUGAAAAAUCGAAAUCUCCUAUAGGAUUUGAGAAAUUUCCAACUAUUAGUGUUACUAGACAGAUCAUAUUGGGAGGUAAUUCAAAAUAUUUGAUUAAUGGACAUAAAGCUCAACAACAAACAGUUUUGAAUUUGUUCCAAUCGGUUCAAUUAAAUAUCAAUAAUCCAAAUUUCUUGAUUAUGCAAGGAAAAAUUACCAAGGUUUUAAAUAUGAAACCACUGGAAAUACUAUCGCUUAUAGAAGAAGCCGCGGGUACAAGAACAUUCGAGGACAGGAAAGACAAAGCUCAAAAGACCAUGGCUAAAAAGGAGGCCAAAUUGAUAGAAAUUCGAAACCUAUUAAAAGAAGAAAUAGAUCCAAAAUUGGAAAAAUUAAGAAUUGAGAAGAGAAAUUUCUUAGAAUUCCAACAAACCCAAAUUGAUUUGGAAAAAUUAUCAAGAAUAAUAACUGCAUAUGAUUACAUUAGCUUGUCUGAGAAAUUUACUAAACAUAGUAGUUACUUCGCUCAACACGAAGAACAAAUCAAUAGUCUUCAUGAUGAAAUAGAAAAGCUCAAUGUUGAAAUUCAGAAUUUAAAUGAUGAUUUAAACCAAAUUAAAGUCAAACGGGAUUCCGAUCUCUUAAACGAUGCAAAGCUAAAGGAAAUGGAACAAUCAGAAAACCAGCUUUCGAAUGAGAUAGCAAGAUUGAAAACUGCAAGAGAUAUUUCUUUAGAAAAUCUUAAAGAAGAGACGAAGAAGAAAGACAGAUUUGAAAAACAGUUAGAAGCUUUGGAUAAUGCAAUAAAGAACAAUCAAGAUAUUUAUUCCAAUCAUGAAAUGAACUACAAGAAAUCAAAUGAUGAAUUAGCCCAAUUGAAGGAUGAUUUGAAUAAGAAAGAAGAAUUGGUUUCUAGUUUAUCGACUGGUAUUUCUUCCAAAGGCAAUGUAAGUACUGGUUAUACAGCACAAUUGAAUGAAGUCAAAGAGAAAUUGAACUCUUCAGAAAACUUCGUCAAGACUUCAAAAUUAAAAAUAGCACAUUUAGAACAACAAAUAGGCUCAGAUAAAAUCAAACUAAGAAAAGCCAAAGAGGACAAUCAACACAUUUUAGCUAGUAUUCUGAACCACAAGGCGUUUAUUGCUGAUAAGCAAAGUGAACUUGACCAAAAAUUGGGAUUUGAUCCUGCAAGAAUUAAUGAAUUACGAAAUCAAGAGUCUGAAUUACUCUCUCAGCGAAGCAGAUUAAACAAUGAAUUGAAUUAUAUGAAGAGAGAUAUUGGUAAUAUAGAUUUUCAAUAUUCUCGUCCAUCAGCUGAUUUCAAUGAUAAUUUGGUUCGGGGUAUAGUUGCUCAGUUGUUUACCUUGCAAGAAGGAGCUGGCGGAAAGGCUGGAGCAUUACAAAUCUGUGCAGGAGGGAGAUUAUAUAAUGUUGUUGUAGAUACAAGUGAUAUUGCAUCCCAAUUAUUGGAAAGGGGCCAAUUGAGAAGAAGAGUUACGUUCAUUCCUUUGGAUAAGAUCCAUGCUCGAUCUGUUGAUGCUAAUGUAAUUGAAUAUGCCAAACAAUUGGUACCAGGAAAGGUUGACCUUGCACUAAAUUUAAUUGAAUUUGAAAAAGAUUUGUGCAAGGCAAUGGAAUAUAUCUUUGGUAGUACAUUCAUUUGUAACGACCCAGAUACUGCAAAAGCAGUGACAUUCGAUCCUCGGAUCAGAACUCGUUCUAUCACGUUGGAAGGUGAUAUCUAUGAUCCAGAAGGUAAUUUAUCUGGUGGGUCUCGUAAAAAUGAUACUACUAUCUUGCUUAAGCUUCAACGAUACAACAAAGAAGCAGCCAAAUUAAAGGAAAUAGAACUUGAAUUGGGUGACAUUCGCGAGGAAUUGGGAAAUAUGGAGGCAUUAAUGGAUUCAACGAAAAUAUUACAGAAUGAGAUUAAUUUAAAGAAACAUGAAUUGGGAUUGUUGGAAAAGAAAUUGGCAAAUAAUCCUUCUUCAUUAAUUUUGAAACAAAAUGAAGAAAAUGAAAGGGAGAUUACCAAUUUAUCCCAACAAAUCCAAGAAAAUGAACAGAAUUGUGUUCAGUAUAGAGAGGAAAUUGCAAGAAUAGAGAAAGAAAUACAUGAAUUUAACAAUGACAAGGGCUCAAAGAUCAAGGACUUGAAAGUGGAAAUAAGUAAGUUGAAAAAGGAAGUCAAUAAGAAGCAAAAACAAGUCGACAACUUAACUGACAAAUUUCAAGUCAUUCAAAUCGAGAGCGAACAACAUAAAACUGAGAUGUCUAAUACCAAAGAAGCAUUGGCUAAUUGUGACCAGAUAAUUGAAGAAUUGACCGCAAAGAGUGAGCGCCAAUUACAGGAACAUGAAAAGGCAAGUCAAAAGUUAGAAAUUGUAAAGGCUGAAUUGGAUGAGCUUAGAGCCAAUUUAUUGGGCUUAGAGGAAGAAAUGAAUGAAGUGAAGAAUUUGUUGAAAGAAAAGCACGAAUCCAUUAAUGAAUACAAAUUAACAAUUCAAAAGCUAACUCAUGAACUAGAGAAAUCAGGUAGUAUUGGAAAGAGUUUAAAGACUCGCUUGGAUGAGAUUAUCAAUGAAAAUGAAUGGGUUAUGGAUUCUAAUGUGGUUGAAAAUAUAAUUGAGCAGAAUCCCAACAUUGAACUUGAAGAAAGUAGAGAACAAUUGAAUGUGUUACAAGAGAAAUGCCAGAGUAUGAGGAGAAAGGUAAAUGGCAAUAUUAUGAGUAUGAUUGAUAACGUGGAAAAGAAAGAAGCUUCUUUGAAGACUAUGGUCAAAACUAUUGAAAAGGAUAAAACUAAGAUUGUCCAUACAAUUGAAAAAUUAGAUAGUUAUAAACGUGAAACAUUAACAAGCACCUAUCAAAAGGUCUCUACAGAUUUUGGUCUAAUCUUUGCUGAUUUAUUGCCUGGGUCAUUUGCCAAGUUAGUUCCUGUCAGUGAGACUGAUGUUACUAAAGGUCUUGAAGUUAAGGUCAAAUUAGGAGCAAUCUGGAAAGAAAGUUUGGUCGAAUUGUCCGGGGGUCAAAGAUCAUUAAUUGCACUUUCUUUGAUUAUGGCUCUAUUACAAUUCAAGCCAGCACCAAUGUAUAUCUUAGAUGAAGUAGAUGCUGCGUUAGAUCUUUCCCAUACUCAGAACAUUGGUCAUUUGAUUAAGACGAGAUUUAAAGGUUCACAAUUUAUUGUGGUGUCGUUAAAGGAAGGUAUGUUUACCAAUGCGAAUAGAGUUUUUAGAACAAGAUUCCAGGAUGGUACCUCGGUGGUAUCGGUUAUGUAG
Molecule: messenger RNA, 3516 nt
Organism: Hemisphaericaspora subhashii
Lineage: Eukaryota; Fungi; Ascomycota; Pichiomycetes; Serinales; Debaryomycetaceae
Gene: SMC2
Product: condensin subunit
Exons: 1
Coding region: 1-3516 (1171 amino acids)
Biological process (GO): chromosome organization
Cellular component (GO): chromosome
Molecular function (GO): ATP hydrolysis activity; protein binding; ATP binding
Source: RefSeq, a predicted model, not a curated record